GAGCGGCGGCCGGGGGCGGAGCGCGGCGAGGGCUGCUGGGCGCGCCCGGGCUCACGCCCGCUCCCCGCCGGGCCCUCAGCGCUCGCCGGCUCCCGGCCCCAGUCCGCCUGCCCGCCCCGCGCAGGGGCCGAGUCGCGAGCCGCGCCGGCGACCCGGCGUCCGGGCGCGCCGGAGAGGACGCGAGGAGCCAUGAGGCGACAGCCGGCGACGGUGGCGGCGCUGCUGCUCGGGCUGCUCUUGGAGUGCACAGAAGCCAAAAAGCAUUGCUGGUAUUUUGAAGGACUCUAUCCAACCUAUUAUAUAUGCCGCUCCUACGAGGACUGCUGUGGCUCCAGGUGCUGCGUGCGGGCCCUCUCCAUACAGAGGCUGUGGUACUUCUGGUUCCUCCUGAUGAUGGGCGUGCUCUUCUGCUGCGGAGCCGGCUUCUUCAUCCGGAGGCGCAUGUACCCCCCACCGCUGAUCGAGGAGCCAGCCUUCAACGUGUCCUACACCAGGCAGCCCCCAAAUCCUGGCCCAGGAGCCCAGCAGCCGGGGCCGCCCUAUUACACCGACCCAGGAGGACCGGGGAUGAACCCUGUUGGGAAUUCCAUGGCAAUGGCUUUCCAGGUCCCACCCAACUCACCCCAGGGGAGUGUGGCCUGCCCGCCCCCUCCUGCCUACUGCAACACGCCUCCACCCCCGUACGAACAGGUAGUGAAGGCCAAGUAGCGGGGCGCCCUCGUGUGAGACGAGAGACGAGAGACGGGAGAGGGCCUUUCCCCGGCCUUUCUGUCCCCGUGGAUGUUCGUGUCCAGGAAUGGUCUCAUGGGCCGCCAAGAGCAGUUCCUCUGAUAUCCUCACAGCAAGCACAGCUCUCUUUCAGGCUUUCCAUGGAGGACAAUCUGUGAACUCACACUGUGUCUCCUCUGUCGCUUCUGUUUCUGACAAAGUCUGUGCUCUCACGUGGCAGUGUGGUGACAGUCCCCGAGGGCUGACGUCCUUACGGUGGUGUGACCAGAUCUUCGGGAGAGAGACUGAGAGGAAGAAGGCAGUGCUGGAGGUGCAGGUGGUGUGUGGAGGGGCCGGGCCAGGCAUCCUGGGCAAGCAGCCUUCGGCCGGGUAUUAGCAGGAAGCCCCACGCCGGGUGGCUCAGCCAAUGAAGCAGCAGCCGGCUGAGCUGAGGCCAGCGACCUUCUCCAGCCUGUCCUCCCGUCAGCCGUCCUCUUCCAGAAGCUGUUGGAGCGACAAUCAGGAGAGAGCAAGCCCCUUGUCACGUUUCUGUCUCUGUUCGCUUCCUAAAGACAGGCUUCUCCUGCACCGCCAGGGAAGAGCAGCGCAUGCCGCUCUCACCGCAGGAUGUUGCCUAGAAUCAGGCCUGCAUUGGAGGUCUGACGGUGAUCUGAAAUUCACUAAGGAAAGUUAUUUAAAUUCAUGGGAAAUCACUUCCUGCCCUGAACUGAGACAUUGCAUUCUGUGAGCUCUUGGGUCUGACUUAGAGAAAGCACUGUUACCCGUUUCUUCAGUGUGUUUAUGGAAGUGCAUGUAGAGUGUCCUGUCCUUGAGAUCGGACUGGGCAUGUGUCUUCCCUCCGACGUCACUGCCUCUCCAGGGUGUUCUCAGGCCCGGGGGUCCCCUUCCCUCCAGCAGCUCCAAUGGUGGGUUCUGAAGGGCAGUUUGAAAGCAGGGGGCACAUCUGACUGGGAAGUCACAUGGCCCUUCCUGGAAGAGAGACCGGCUGAGGUGUCAGCAGGGCAUGGCCAGCCAUGCUGACCGUAGUGCAUGAUGGUUCUGUUGGGUCUGAGCGCAUGUAUGCUGCGCUCCAAGGAGGAGGAGCUUGCUGGGAAAAGAGAGAAGUACUGACUCAACUGCAUUGACCAUGUCAAAAUUAGAAUAAAGAAGAUAUGUGAUGCACAUUCCUGGAGAGGAAUCGCAGCUCACCCCAGGGUCUCACAGAUAGUCUCCUGAGUAGUUGAUGGCUAGCGGGAAUCUAGCUCUGUCCUGCUGCAUAGUUGUAGUGAUGAUGUGUGAGUCCUGACCUGUCCUGUGUGCUGACGAGCAAUGCCACUUAGCUGAGCCUCCUAGAUUACUAGAUGUGCUGUAUCAUGGGGAAUGAGGUAGGGGUGCUUAUUUUUUAGUGAACUAAUCAGAGCCUCUUGAGAAAUCAUUACUCGUUGAAUUGGAGCAUCAAGACCUCUCACGGAAGUGGCUACGGAGUCAUUUGUUGUCCGUGCUUUUCACUCUGAGGACAUAGAAUCAGAGAACCUCCUGGGGAAUUCCACGGGAAAUACUUGGAAACAAAACAGACACCCUGGGAAUGCAGUUGAAAGCACAGAUGCUGCCACCUCUGUCUCUGACCCACCCUGGUGUGACCACUGGCCGCCAGGGCGGGACCUCCCAUGCUGCAGGCCUCCAUCUAAAUGAGACAGCAAAGCACAAGCUCAUUGUUUACAACCAAGACAACUGCGUGGGUCCAAACACUCCUCUUCCUCCAGCUCAUUUGUUUUGCAUUUUUCAUGUCAGUUUCUCCCUUUAUUUUUUGUAACGGAAAAGCACACUAAGCUGCCCCUGGAAUCGGGUCCAGCUGAAUAGGCACCCAAAGGUCUGUGACUCAAUUUCAUUUAUCUUUUUGAUAGCAAAUGAUGUUAAGAGACUGAGUGAAGGCUAGGGCGCCACAAUUUUAUAUUCCCAUGUUUGUGUGAGACGGAUUUUGUUUUCCCUUGAACCUAGUUAGAAUUGUGCUACUGUGAACGCUGAUCCUGCAUAUGGAAGUCCCACUUCAGCGACAUUUCCUUGCUAUUCUUGUUUCCAUUGUGUGGGUGGUGGGUCGCGUCCACUUCCUGGAGUGAGACAGCUCCUGGCGUGUGGAAUUCCCGGCACGUCCGUGGUUCAGAGUAAACUUGAAGCAGAUCUGUGCAUGCUUUUCCUCUGUAACAAUUAGCUCAUUUCUCUUUUUUGUUCUCUUUUGAUAGGAUCCUGUUUCCUAUGUGUGCAAAAUAAAAGUGAAUUUGGGCAUGU
Molecule: messenger RNA, 2994 nt
Organism: Cebus imitator (Panamanian white-faced capuchin)
Lineage: Eukaryota; Metazoa; Chordata; Mammalia; Primates; Cebidae
Gene: VOPP1
Product: VOPP1 WW domain binding protein
Exons: 5
Coding region: 190-708 (172 amino acids)
Cellular component (GO): cytoplasmic vesicle membrane
Source: RefSeq, a predicted model, not a curated record